This is a messenger RNA of Castor canadensis (American beaver), 2816 nucleotides long. It is a transcript of the gene Mrpl28, whose product is annotated as mitochondrial ribosomal protein L28. Lineage: Eukaryota; Metazoa; Chordata; Mammalia; Rodentia; Castoridae. The record is from RefSeq and is a predicted model, not a curated record. Gene Ontology annotation, molecular function: structural constituent of ribosome. Gene Ontology annotation, cellular component: mitochondrial large ribosomal subunit.
AGCUCUAGACAUUUGUUGCUCUAAUGACCUCUUCAGCCAAGAGUGGGAACAAGGGAGAGGAGCCCUGCCCACAUUGGUUCCCAGCUGAAUAAAAUUGCCCUGAUACCCUUUGCUCUUCCAGAGGAGAGAACUGCCCAACCCAAUCACAGCUCCCUGGUGUGUGCCGCUGACAUCCUUUGCAGGGCUCAGCUACUUCAGCAGUGGCCCCUGGAGACCACAGGUACCAUGUGCUGGGUGGAGCCCUGUACUCUGCUGUUCUGGGGAUGGCUAGAGGUGUAGAGAGAUUCCUUUGUGAAACUAACGGGGCAAGCCUGAGCCCACUGAGGUUGGCAUCCCUGACACUAUGCACCCAUGAAUGCCAGUCUGCCUUGGGAAUGGGGACCCACUGCUUAGGAGAGACCAAGAUCACCAGAGAGCUGAUGGGUCCCUGGGGUGUAGGGCCCUGUCCCUUCCUCUGGCUCUCCAUUCUCCUUAUGGAGCCACAGAUUCUGAGAAGAAACUUCUGGGGAAGGGUCUGCUAGGUUGCUGAGGGCAUAGUCCCCAAGGCAUACUGCCCCAUGUUUGUGUUCAUGUUCACCCUGGGUUCUGGGCUGUUUUUGGGUUGGUGCUAGUAGCUGAGAUGGUGGCUGCCAACACCUGAUAUUGGACCAACUGAGGCUUAGGAGGGCCUCUGGAGACAAGGCCCAUCCUUUCAACCUGGGUGCUUUGGGGUGAUUGCCUCCCAGAGCACUGUCCUGCUCCUUUCUCCCCAAGCCGAAUGAAGGGCUGCUGUCCUUGUGAGUGGUCUGGGACUAGGCCACUGGGAAGUUGGUGCUGAUGAGGCUGAGGGUGGGGGCCCUCCUACUCUCUGGCCUUGUGAGCUUCCUUUCUGGUCCUCUCCAGGAUGUGGGUUUCCUUGGAGCCUCUCCCAGCCCCACUCUUCACUUAAUCACCAAAGCACUCCUGUCUCUGAAAAGGGAAACAUGUAAAUAUGGUUAGGGGGGUAAUUGUAAGAUACUAAGACCUAUUUUUAUGUGAUUGAUGAAUUUAAUAUUGUACAGUGAUUUUUCAAGCCAAACGAGUUUUUACGUCUUUUCGUGUGUGUGUGUGUGUGUGUGUGUGUGUUUUCUCCAUUUAUUUCGAGCUCCUUUCGGGUGGGAGGAAGGAAGGCGAGGCCCAGACUAUGGCAAGCCUCGCCGCGCCUGGGCCGCUCUUUGCUGAUCGCCCCUUGAGCUGCUGCUGUCUCUGUAAGACGUUCUUCACGUUCCCUCAAUCAGGAAGAGAGGCGGGACAAGGGUAAACUGACGGGCCUGUCAGCCAAUUGGCGGCUGGCAGAGGUAGCGGGACGAGCUCGCAGUUCCGGUUCCGGCGGGAGUCGGGCGCGAGCCCCGGGGAGGUAGACUGGGGCUGCGGGGCUGGCCCUGGUCUGCGGCGCCUGCCUCUGUGUCCCGCCCAGCCGCGCGAUGCCCCUGCACAAGUACCCUGUCUACCUCUGGCGGCGGCUGCGGCUGCGGGAGGGCAUCUGCUCGCGCCUGCCCGCGCAUUUCUUGCGCUCGCUGGAGGACGAGCGCACGCCCACCGCCGUCCACUACAGGCCCCACGGGGCCAAGUUCAAGAUCAACCCCAAGAACGCGCAGCGGGAGCGCGUGGAAGACGUGCCCAUCCCCAUUCACUACCCGCCGGACUCCCAAAAGGGGCUGUGGGGCGGCGAGGGCUGGAUCCAGGGCUACAGAUACGCCAACAACGACAAGCUCUCAAAUAGGGUGAAGAAGUUGUGGAAGCCGCAGCUGUUUCAGCGCGAGCUGUACAGUGAGAUCUUGGACAAGAAGUUCACUGUGACUGUGACCAUGCGGACCCUGGAUCUCAUUGAUGAUGCCUAUGGGUUCGACUUCUAUAUUCUCAAGACCCCAAAGGAGGACCUGUGCUCCAAGUUUGGUAUGGACCUGAAGCGAGGGAUGCUACUGAGGCUUGCCCGCCAGGACCCCCAGCUGCAUCCAGAUGACCCUGAGCGGAGGGCAGCCAUCUACCACAAGUACAAGGACUUUUCCAUCCCGGAGGCAGAGGCUGAGUGGGUGGGCCUGACACUGGAAGAGGCUGUAGAGAAACAAAGGCUCCUGGAGGAGAAGGACCCUGUCCCCCUGUUCAAGAUCUAUGUGGAGGAGCUGGUCCAGCAGCUUCAGCAACAGGCACUUUCAGAGCCUGCAGUGGUGCAGAAGCGAGCCAGUGGGAAGUGACCACACCCCCCCUCCAUCACCUGACUACCAGGCUCAGCCUUUCCCAGUGGGCCUUUUAGCACUAUGGGUGCUUCCUGGAGUGGCUGUAAGGGCCACCUGUGAGCAGUGGAUGAAUUGUGGGUCUGGUGGCCACACAGAUUCUGGGUGGACUUUUCAGAGGCCCUCAGAGCCUUUGUUCCACGACCCCAGGAGGCCUGGAGCUCAGCAGUGGCUCAGUCUAGAUGGGUCAAACACACAGCAUUUAUUGUGCCUGUGGGGCACGGAGUGAAUAAAGUCUAAGCCAGGCUGUGUGUGUGCUUCUUUGCUUGGAGGACUGGAUUUCUCCCUCCCUGUUGCCCCUUGCCCCAAAGACCUAGAGUGGGUUGUAUGCAGUUCCCUGUCCCCACAGAACUGUGGAGCCAAGGUUCCCACAUAGUUGAAGCAUCUGUAGCAGGAUAGUGCUGGUUCCAUCCCAUUGCACAUCCUUGCUUGUUCUGGAAUAUUCUCUAGGGUAGGGAAGGGAGGCUGAGGCCCAGCUUUGCACUGGAAGGAUCCCUGUGGUGUGCCCUGCAGAACCAGAGGGGCUGCUGGUGGCAGCUUCUUCGAUAGGGAGCCUCUGUUAGC